AUUUGACGAACACGGGCAGAGUGUGUCGGGUAUUGUUGUGCCUACGUGACAUUAAUAAACUUGUAACAUAAACUUCAGUUUCUUGGAACAAUGUGAAAAAGUGCUGAGUUAAGUAAUUAUUUGGAAAAUUCCUUGCUAAAAUUUGACGUUCGAGAAAUAAGAGGCUAAAAGGAAAAAUGGGAAAAUUUACCGGCAAAAAAUGUCGACUUCUGACGAUGCUGUGGAUGACGACCGCCUUUUUUUUCGUCGAGAUCAUAGUGGGCUACAUCACCAAUUCCAUGGCCCUCGUUGCGGACAGUUUUCACAUGCUCAGCGACGUCGCGGCGCUUGUCAUAGCCUUCUUAUCCGUCAAGAUGUCGCCAAAGAAAUGGUCCAAAAACACAUUCGGAUGGGCGCGCGCCGAAGUUUUGGGCGCCCUUGUUAACGCCGUCUUUUUGGUGGCACUUUGCUUCUCCAUUACGGUAGAAGCUUGCAAAAGGUUCAUAGAAAAUGAACCCAUACAUGAGCCAAAACUCCUCGUAGUAGUAGGAGCCAUAGGACUUUUGGUCAACCUAAUAGGACUUCUGCUCUUCCAUGAACACGGUUCGUCUCACGGUCACUCGCACGGGCGGCUCUCGCACAGCCGGAACCGCCUCACGCAGUUGGCGGUGACCGACGACAACGAGAACGACGAGACGUUCUCGCCGCCGCCCCCCGUGCAGCAGGCGGUCGCCAUACCGCAGCUGGGCGCGCACGGCCACUCGCACGGCGCGCAGCAGAUGAACAUGCGCGGCGUCUUUCUGCACGUCCUCAGCGACGCGCUGGGCAGCGUCAUCGUCAUCAUAUCGGCCUUGGUAUUUUGGCUGACGAACUGGGAAUACCGCUACUACAUCGACCCAGCACUCAGUAUAGUCUUGGUCUUGCUGAUUUUGCACUCCGUGUGGCCUUUGCUGAGAGAUUCCGCGCUGAUUUUGCUGCAAACCGUUCCGACGCACAUUCAAGUGGACGCAAUUCAGCGCAAACUGCUGGCCAAAGUCGACGGUGUCCUGGCUGUGCACGAAUUCCACGUGUGGCAGCUGGCCGGCGACAGAAUCAUCGCCUCUGCGCAUAUAAGGUGUAGGAACCUUUCCGAGUACAUGAUGAUAGCGGAGAAGGUGAAGGAGUUCUUCCACAACGAAGGCAUCCACUCGACGACCAUCCAGCCGGAAUUCAUCGACUACAGCAGCGAGCUGCCCCACUCCUCGAUGGACCUGGACCAAUGCGGACCGAUCAACGAGGAUUGCGUGCUCGACUGCCCCAAAACGAACGAAACCGACAACUGCUUGCAAAACACGUGCUGCGGACCCUCCAAACAGGGUAAGGAAGGUUCAAGUCCCAACAGCACCCCUUUCCUGGGCUGCCGACAGAGGGCGUCGGUGUCGUCGCUGCCGGCGGCGGCGGGGGCGGGCUCGAGCAGCAGCUGCGAGGCGACCGUGAACGAGAUGGAGAAGGGCGUGCUCCUCGACAAAUCUUCAAAUUACGAACUGUGAUUCUAGUAUUAAGUUGCUAGCCAAUUAAGUUAAUUCAAAUCAAAAUAUUGUUACAUUUAAUGUAUGCAAUUCAUUAAUUAUUAAAUUAUAUAAGUUAA
Molecule: messenger RNA, 1606 nt
Organism: Brassicogethes aeneus
Lineage: Eukaryota; Metazoa; Arthropoda; Insecta; Coleoptera; Nitidulidae
Source: the annotation of a GenBank genome assembly